Hippopotamus amphibius kiboko is the source of this 452-nucleotide messenger RNA. RefSeq names its product chromosome 9 C11orf71 homolog (gene C9H11orf71). Lineage: Eukaryota; Metazoa; Chordata; Mammalia; Artiodactyla; Hippopotamidae. The record is from RefSeq and is a predicted model, not a curated record. Gene Ontology annotation, cellular component: nucleus. The transcript has a single exon. The coding region runs from base 1 to 396 and encodes 131 amino acids.
AUGGCCUUGAACCGUGUGUUCCUGUCUGCCGGCGAUCGAAGGAGCCGGGUGGCCUACCGCUCUUCCCACGGCGACCUCAGCUCGUCGGCCUUGGCGUCGGCGAUGGUCUGUGGAGACAGCUUCCUCGUUACCAGGCCCGAAGAGAUUCUCCCAGAACGUGGUCCUUGGUCCGCUGUGCGGCUGAACUUCCGGACCGAGAGCCGUCGGGCGGCUGGUGGCGGCCGGAGCCCGACCCGCCGUGUAGAGGGAAGGGAGCCGAAGGCGCGGAGCCGAAGCCGCCAAGCCAGAUUCUCCCCUUACCCGGCCCCCGCAGCUAAACUCGAUCUCCUGAGAAGUGUCCUGCAGCAGCGUCUGGUAGCGCUGGGAGGUGUCAUCGCAGCCCGCCUUUCGGCUUAAAACGGAUCCCUCCCUCCUCCCCUCAAUUAGCUAGUGAACAAGGCGUCUCUAAAAUA